This is a messenger RNA of Salvelinus fontinalis (brook trout), 11623 nucleotides long. RefSeq names its product copine-9-like. The transcript is spliced from 20 exons. The coding region runs from base 237 to 1925 and encodes 562 amino acids. Lineage: Eukaryota; Metazoa; Chordata; Actinopteri; Salmoniformes; Salmonidae. Gene Ontology annotation, molecular function: calcium-dependent phospholipid binding. The record is from RefSeq and is a predicted model, not a curated record. Gene Ontology annotation, biological process: cellular response to calcium ion. Gene Ontology annotation, cellular component: plasma membrane.
AAUCCCUCUGUACCGAGACGCUCGCGCUUCAUUUCUCCUGUAGGCUACACUGUGAAGGAUGAAUUGCUUUCCUCUCCAAUGCAAUGUAUUUUACUCUAGGACUCGCUUCUUUCCAAAACUCAAUGAAGACGGAUAUGGCUCUACAACUAACAUGUGGUUUGAUUUAAGUUUUUAAUGGUCGAGAAUAUACUUGAGAUAUUUCACCAAAAGAGCUUGAAACGUGCACAUUUAAAGAGAUGAUGGCAUCAAUAGGGGAGUUCGAUCCGCUGAACAACAUCGUUCCUGCAACUAAAAUUGAAGUAACCGUGUCAUGCAGGGAUCUUCUGGACGUGGACAAAUUUUCCAAGUCUGAUCCUGUGGUUGUGCUGUAUGUUCAGGGUAUCGGGACCAAAGAGUGGAUGGAGUUUGGCAGAACAGAGGUGAUUGACAACACGCUGAAUCCAAAUUUUGUGCGGAAGUUUUUCCUGGACUUCUUCUUUGAAGAGAAGCAGAACCUCCGCUUUGAUGUAUACAAUGUGGACUCCAGAAGUUCAAAUAUUUCAAAAUUUGUAAGCUCUCUGCACCAGGACUUCCUGGGUCAGACCUUCUGCACUCUGGGGGAGAUCAUUGGCUCCACGGGCGGACGGCUGGAGAAGAGCCUCUCUGGGAUUCCUGGGAAGAAGUUGGGGGCCAUUAUCUUUGCGGCGGAGGAGCUCAGUAACUGUAGGGACAUUGCUACCAUGCAGCUGUGUGCCAACAAGCUGGACAAGAAGGACUUUUUUGGGAAGUCUGACCCCUUCCUGGUCUUCUACCGAAGUAACGAAGAUGGAACGUUCACUAUCUGUCAUAAGACGGAGGUGGUUAAGAACACCCUGAACCCUGUUUGGCAGCCCUUCACCAUCGCAGUGAGGGCCCUGUGUAACGGGGACUAUGACAGAACGGUUAAAGUGGAUGUCUAUGACUGGGACAGAGAUGGAAGCCAUGAUUUCAUCGGUGAGUUCACCACAAGUUACAGAGAUUUCUCGCGUGGACAAAACCAGUUUAAUGUCUAUGAGGUUCUAAAUCCAAAAAAGAAGGGCAGGAAAAAGAAAUACAUCAACUCCGGCACAGUAACACUGCUGUCCUUCAAAGUGGAGUCAGAGUAUACGUUUGUGGAUUUCAUCCGAGGCGGGACACAACUCAACUUCACAGUAGCCAUCGACUUCACUGCUUCUAAUGGUAAUCCGUCUCAGCCCACUUCCCUCCACUACAUGAACCCGUACCAGAUGAACGCCUACGCCAUGGCACUCAAAGCUGUGGGGGAGAUCAUCCAGGACUACGACAGUGACAAGCUUUUCCCAGCCUAUGGCUUCGGAGCCAAGCUGCCCCCCGACGGAAAGAUCUCCCACGCCUUCCCUCUGAGUGGUGACAAUGAAACCCCAAACUGUGUGGGGAUAGAGGGAGUGCUGGAGGCGUACUUCCAGAGCCUCAGGACGGUCCAACUCUAUGGACCCACCAACUUCUCUCCAGUCAUCAACCAGGUGGCACGGUCUGCACAGGAUGUGACAGAUGGCUCUCAGUACUUUGUGUUGUUGAUGAUCACAGACGGAGUUAUCUCUGACAUGGUGCAGACCAAGGAGGCUGUGGUCAACGCAGCUGCUCUCCCCAUGUCCAUCAUCAUCGUAGGGGUUGGACCUGCAAAGUUUGACGCCAUGGAGGAGCUGGAUGGAGAUGAGGUCAGAGUGUCCUCCAGAGGGCACUUUGCUGAAAGAGACAUUGUGCAGUUUGUUCCUUUCCGGGACUACAUGGACCAGUCAGGGAACCAGGUCCUGAGCAUGGCCCGGCUGGCCAAAGACGUGCUGGCUGAGAUCCCCGAGCAGCUUCUGGGCUUCAUGAAGACCAGAGGCAUUGAGCCCCGGCCUGCUCUCUCCUCAUCAGAGCUGCCCAAGCUCCACAGGCAUAUCUGACACCUAUCACUGUAGUGGGACAGCACCUCUCAACACCCUAACUGGGUCUACACACAUUUGUUGUGCACAUACACAUACACUUGACAUCUCUCUCAUCUCUCCAAACCAUAUGCCAUCUCAUUGCAAGUUGGUGGCCCCUCCCUAGCACAUGCUGUAGCUAAACACAGUACAGUACAUACACACAUAGAAUGAGUCUAUGUAUACAUUGUGUAUUUGAACACAUAGGGGUGAGUAGAUAUAGCACCCAAUGCAAUACCCACAAGCACAGUGACUUCUGAAGAGAAGGAAUAAAUAUAACUUACUAUGCCAUGAUGUGACACAAUACAAAGUUCAUAUGCAGAAGGGGGAGUUACAGACUGUGAAAGUUACUGAUGUAGAAUAUACAUAUCUAAGAAACUGAGAAACAAAAAGACUAUUAGAUUUUCACUUUCAGCUUCUGGAGUGUGUAUAUAUAUACAGUAUAUGCAAAGCAGCUUAGCCAUCAACUGAAGAUAAAACACAUAAACAACUUGACAUAUUGCUUUCAGUCCAUACCUCCAAACCCACACCCUCUUACAUGAGGUUACUCUUUUUAUACACAUAAAUCUGCUUGAAUUACGGUAUCCACUGGAAUGACAGGAAGAAAUGCUCUCAUGUAACAAUAUGUUUCGUUUAUGUUGACUUUCUACUUCAUGCAGAUGUUGGAUCUUAAUUUGAUCACUCUUUUGUCGCAGAAAAUGUUCCUGCAUAUCAGGACAUUCAAAUGAGCCUUGUGAUUUAGAUAUGUUCACUGAAAACCCACAGUUGUCUUUCUUUCGCCACGUGGGGGUAGUCAAAUCAUUCUGACAAUAGCCAGCUAUCAAAAUCAUCAUCCCUCACUCACUCAAAAGCUAAAAGCACCAGACAGAAUAUGAAUAAAUGUCCUACUGCUACUGUAGGCCUAUAAGUCCUAUUACCGCAAAAUUCAAAUGUAUCCAUACACAUCAACAACCAUCAUCUUAUAUAGCUUAAUAACACAACAUAGAUAUUGGUCUCCACUAUCACUUACACUUAAGUCAUUUAGCAGACGCUCUUAUCCAGAGCGACUUACAAAUUGGUGCAUUCACCUUAUGACAUCCAGUGGAACAGCCACUUUACAAUAGUGCAUCUAAAUCUUUUAAGGGGGGGGGGGGGGUUAGAAGGAUUACUUUAUCCUAUCCUAGGUAUUCCUUGAAGAGGUGGGGUUUCAGGUGUCUCCGGAAGGUGGUGAUUGACUCCGCUGUCCUGGCGUCGUGGACAGCGGAGUCAAUCACCACCUUCCGGAGACACCUGAAACCCCACUAUGACACAAGUGUAUCCGAAUUGUGUCCGUACUUUAGGCUACACCUAAACUAUAGCUUACUGUAGCCUAUCAAAAGUAAUUGCACACACAGGCCUAUAAUAUCAGAUGUAAAGACAAGAUGAAAUUGAGAAUAGUGAGGUAGCCUACGAAACGGAGUGCAAUGGUGCUUGAAAGAGACCGACUGAUUUUAAAAACCAAAAAGACACACAAAAAACACAGCCCAUGAUUUUUCUUUAUCUAUAGUAUAUAUACAGUAUGACUCACCACCUGGAUUUGGAUCCUGUGUAGCAGAAGUUGAAUUUCUGAGACUCAGAGCUACAAAAUGGAAUAUAAUACACUGCAUUUGAGGAACACUGGGAAAGUAAUUCUGCUUUGAAAGUUGAUAAACGUGUAAACUCACUCUUGAGAAAAUGGCAUUUUAGUGUUUUAUGAGAGAGCUCUUCUUUGUCUACACCCAUUCAGCAUCAUUCACACCCUCUUAAGCUUUAGCUCCACCCAUCUCCUUGAGUUCAGAGCGGACAAUUGAUGCUCUGGCCAAUGAUUUGUUUACCUCUGGAUAACAUGAAAACAGCCAAACCAGCUCUGAUGGCAACAAUUUUACUAUGCUUUUUUACAGAUGUUUACUGGCACCGGCCAUAUUCAACAGGUGUUGUACACUUUAGCUUAAGACAUGUAGCUAGCUACCUAGGUAAACAAUUAACCUAGCUAGGUAAACAAUAUGUAAGAUCACACACAUCACGUCACGUCACCUAACAUCAGCUAGGGAGCCAGCCAGCUAACGCUAGCUAACAGUACACUUUAGCUUGAAAUGAAACCACUUUCUGUCAGAAUUAGAAACGUGUAAUAUCUGAAAAUGUAGCUAGCGGGACUAUCUUACCCAUAAACAUCAUCAUGCAUGAUGCCACAAAUGCCCUUAGUUUGAAGAUGUAAUCCAGGAAACAGGUGUUUCACAUCGCUUUAGCUAUCAUACUCUAAUUCCACUGGUUUCAAAACUCGAUCCUCCAGAAAGUGGAAAGCAAAAAAGCCACGUUCGACAGGAUUACCAACACAGACUGACCAGCUCAAAUAGACAAAGCCUUCUAUAUGGCAGACCAAUCCGAACUCAUAUCUCGGCAUGUCAAGCACACUCAUUAUCUCAGCCAAUCAUGGCUAGUGGGAAGAUUGCUAUCUUUUUAUAUGGCUUAACCAACAAGGCUUGUAAUUUAACCAUUUUAUUUGUAUUUACAGAUGGCAUACAAGUUUGUUAUUAAGGCACAUGAAAGUUCACAUGUUCAAGAAGGCAUUUCUGCCAAAAACGCAUUUUGGUUUAAUAAAAAUGUUUUACGUUCAAACAGCUCUCCUGUGAAGUUGUGACUUGCAACAUACGCUUAGUUUCCUGAAUCGGGUCACAUAUUAUCGAAAAAGAGGGUUACGAAUCAACUGUCAAAAUUAUGUUCAAUUGUAGCCUGGGGUGGUCUAGCGGUCAGGGCUAUGCAAAUAUAGUUUGAUUCUGGCCCACUCCCUUCUAGCAAAUAACAAACAUUAAAACAGGUUAAUAUGCCCCACCAACAUUAAACAACUAUACAGAGUGCCCUUAAAGUGUUGAAAUAAGUAAAUAAAAUCAAUGAUGAGAGAAUAGUCAAAUUAACUGUUACAUGGUGGUGUAGAAGGAAGACCUGAAAGCCAUGAACCAAGAGGUUGUGAGUUCAAAUCCCAGGUGUUUGAUAAUAAUUACUGUAUAAAUGAACAUGCACAAUAUAAUCAGGUAUGUCCAAUACAGUGCUUUCAGAAAGUAUUCAGACCCCUUGGCUAUUUCCACAUUUGUUGUGUUACAAAAUGGGAUUAAAUUGUCAUUUUCUGUCAAUGAACUACAUAAAAUACUAUAAUGUCAAAGUGUAAAAAAAAUAUAACACUAUAUCUUGAUUUAAUACAUCUUUGAAUCACUUUUUUCAUUGAUUACAGCUGUAAGUCUUUUGGGGGUAAAUCUCUAAGAGCUUUCAACACCUGGAUUGUGCAACAUUUGCCCAUUAUUCUUUUCAAAAUUCUUCAAGGUCUGUCAAGUUGGUUGUUGAUCAUUGCUAGACAACCAUUUUCAGUUCUUGCCAUUAAUUUUCAAGCAAGUAAAAACUGUAACUCGGCCACUCAGGAACAUUCACUGUCUUUUUGGUAAGCAACUCCAGUGUGGAUUUGGCCUUGAGUUUUAGGUUAUUGUCCUACUGAAAGGUAAAUUCAUCUCCCAGUGUCUGGUGGAAAGCAGACUGAACCAGGUUUUCCUGUAGGAUUUAGCCUGUGCUUAGCUCCAUUACGAUUUAAAAAAAAUAUCCAAAAAAACUCCCCAGUCCUUAACGAUUCAAAUCAUACCCAUAACACGAUGCAGCCACCACUAUGCUUGAAAGUAUGGAGAGUGGUACUCACUAAUGUGUUGUAUUGGAUUCGCCCCAAAUUGCUUUGCUACACUUUUUGCAGUAUUCAUUUAGUGCCUUGUUGCAAACAGGAGGCAUGUUUUGGAAUAUUUGUAUUCUGUACAAGCUUCCUUCUUUUCAAUUAGGUUAGUAUUGUGGAGUAACUACAAUGAUGUUGACCCAUCCUCAGUUUUUCUAUCACAGUCAUUAAACUCUUUGACUGUUUUAAAGUCACCAUUGGCCUCAUGGUGAAAUCCCUGAGUGAUUUCUUUUCUCUCUGGCAACUGUGUUUGGAAGGACGCCUGUAUCUUUGCAGUGACUGGGUGUAUUGAUACACCAUCCAAAGUGUAAUUAAUAACUUCUCCAUGAUCAAAGGGAUAUUCAAUAUCUGCUUUUUAUUUUUAUUCAUCUAGCAAUAAGUGCCCUUUGCGAGGCAUUGGAAAACCUCCCUGGUCUUUGUGUUUGAAAUUCACUGCUCGACCGAGAGACCUUACAAUAAUCUGUAUCUGUGGGGUACCGACAUGAGGUAGCCAUUAAAAAAAUCUUGUUAAACACAUAGAGAGUCCAUGCAACUUAUUAUAUUUGUACUCCUGAGCUGAUUUAGGCUUCCCAUAACAAAGGGGUUGAAUACUUAUUGAUUCAAGGCAUUUCAGCUUUUCAUUUUUUAUUAAUUUGUAAACAUUCCGAAAAACAUAAUUCCACUUUAACAUUGUGGGGUAUUGUGUGUAGGCCAGUGACAAAACAUCUCAAUAUAAUACAUUUUAAAUUCAGGCUGUAACACAACAAGAUGUGGAAAAUUCAAGGUGUGUGAAUACUUUCUGAAGGCAUUGUCUGCAAGCUAACCUUGCCAACAGACAAAAAGAGCUGUGGAUCAGUGGUUCACCAAUCAGGGCCUUUGAUGGGCUUGGGACCAUCAGGCGACGUGCUGACAACAGAUACACAGAAAUGUUCUUGCAACGUUCCCAUGAAACGUGUCUUGAACAUAAAUACCUUAUAUUCUGAGAACAUGGCAACCAUGUUCUGUGUAUGUUUGGUGGGACGUUGAUAGAAUAUUCUUCUACACCAGAGAAAACUGGACACAUGAAUGUUCUUGCAACCUUCCCUUGAAACACGUCUAGAACAUUCAUAUCCUAAGUUCUGAGAAGAUGUUAACCACGUUCCAAGUUCUAUUUGACAUUAAGGGAAUGGUCUCUUGGAAACGCUCCUUGCAAAUCACAGGAACAUUCCUAUGAAAACUUCAGUUAAUGACAUAAUGAGACACUUAAGGGAACAUUCUCUAAAGUUGUGGGAGCGUUUGUUGUUAGCUGGAUCAAUCCCCUGAAUGACUUGAUUUUACACAUUUCAAAAAUGAACAGUCCAUGGAUAUUUUAUCCCGAUCUUGAUAAAAAAUGACCAUACCAGAUGUUUUUAUUUUAAAGACAGUUGUAUUUAAUGGAUAACAUAAAUAGAAAACAGCUAAAAUAAUAAUUGGCUAAACCAACAUUAGUUUUUAUUCAAACAAAGUGUCUGGUAAAUUGCCACAGUAAAUUUGCUGUGGUAAACGAGGAAAUAUGUUAUUUAUAUUGUACUGAAUUCUUUUCAAAUAGAUAAAUCGCCCUUAGUCUUCAAAAAGGAUUACAUUGUUCCAAUGAUAAUACCAACCAGAGGGGAACAUAUCUUGAAAGACUUUGGUUUUGUUGAGCUGAGACACUUUUCUUUGAUGUGUAAAUUAUCAGACUAUUUGUUUUACUUCUUGAAAACAUUGAAAGAAAUGCAAUAAACUUGUGGGCCUAAUGUAGAUAUAGACUAUCUAAAUUAAUUGACAAAUUUACGAUGGCAGUCCCACUCCAUUUGUAAUUUUGUAGCUUUUAUUGAAAAGAUGAACAGGGUCUGAAAAGGGGAAGAUAUUAGAAGGCAUAUCCGUGGAAAGUAGGGGUGAUGACGGUGCUGCAGCUUCCCCUGAUAAAAAAUACAUAAAACAAAUCAAUACCAAUAUUAUAAUAUAUAUUAUUAUUUUUACAAAUAAAAUAGCAAAUUCACCAAAUUAAUGUACUAGGCCUUUAUUAUUACUCCUGUAUGAGCUGAGAAAAAUACUCACCAGCAGAGAGGGAAAAAAAAUCUCCCUAAUGGAAAAUAAAUCUACCCCCUACAAAGAUGUACAUUUAUUAUAAUUCACAUAAGAAUUCACACCAGAUGCACGGUUACCUGCACAUAGUCUACAUAGGCUGCUUGAACCAGAGCCCCGUGGAACUGCAGUCUAAGGUACACUGCAUGACCAAAAGUAUGUGGACACCUGCUCGUCGAACAUCUCAUUCCAAAAUCAUGGCCAUUAAUAUGGAGUUGGUCCCCCCUUUGCUGCUAUAACAGCCUCCACUCUUCCGGGAAGGCUUUCCACUAGAUGUUUGAGCAUUGCUGCAGGGACUUGCUUCCAUUCAGCCCCAAGAGCAUUAGUGAGGUUGGGCACUGAUGUUGGGUGAUUAAGCCUGGCUCACAGUCGGCAUUCCAAUUCAUCCCAAAAGUGUUCGGUGGGGUUGAGGUCAGGUCUCUGUGCAGGCCAGUCAAGUUCUUUCACACCAAUCUCGACAAACCAUUUCUGUAUGGACCUCGCUUUGUGCAUGGGGGCAUUGUCAUGCAGAAACAGGAAAGGGCCUUCCCCAAACUGCCACAAAGUUGGAAGCACAGAACCGUCUAGAAUGGCAUUGUAUGCUGUAGCGUUAAGAUUUCCCUUCACUGGAACUAAGGGGCCUAGCUAGAAGUAUAAAAAAACAGCCCCAGACCAUUAUUCCUCCUCCACCAAACUUUACAGUUGGCACUAUGCAUUCGGUCAGGUAGUGUUCUCCUGGCAUCUGCCAAACCCAGAUUCGUUCGUCGGACUGCCAGAUGGUGAAGCGUGACUCAUCACUCCAGAGAAUGCGUUUCCACUGCUCCUGAGCAAAAAACGACGAGCUUUACACCACUCCAGCCGAUGCUUGGCAUUGCGUAUGGUGAUCUUAGGCUUGUAUGCGACUGCUCGGCCAUGGAAACACAUUUCAUGACGCUGCCGACAUAUAGUUAUUGAGCUGACGUUGCUUCCAGAGGCAGUUCGGAACUCAGGAGUGAGUGUUGCAACCGAGGACAGAAGCACUAUUUCUUACACGUUAUGCGCUUCAGCACUCAGCGGUCCCAUUCUGUGAGCUUGUGUGGCCUACCACUUUGUGGCUGAGCCGUUGUUGCUCCUUAACAUUUCCACUUCACAAUAACAGUUGACCCGGGCAACUCUAACAGGAGGCCAUUCUACUGACAGUGUUUGUAUAUGGAGAUUGCAUGGCUGUGUGCUCGAUUUCAUACACCUGUCAUCAACGGGUGUGGCUAAAAUAACCAAAUCCACUAAGUCCACAUACUUUUUUAUUUAUAGUGUACAAUGUAGGUACGGUACGGUACUACAUUGUAUACAAACACAGCUUCCAGCUGCCCCCUGGUGGCAAUUCUAAAUAUUUCUUCAACUAUUCAAAUCAUCCUGUUUAAGGAUUAUUUUCCUCCUAGGAUGAAAUGGGUCAAAUUAAGAUCAGACAUCUGUAUGCUUUGACUUUUAUUUGCUUUGCUGAAACUAAAUACCCCAAAAAAGAGUCAUAUUAUACAAACCACGUUCAAAAACACGAGCUCAGACAGUUGACUGUCAGUGGGGAGGUGAACGAAGAGGUUAUCCUUGACAAACUUGACAUUCAGUAUUUUGUUUUUUGUUUUGUUGUUGAUUGAUCUGGUGCAGGAGCAGGUCCUGUGUUGUGAACCAGGAGAGUGUCGACAGGGCAGGUAUGGGGCCCAGGUCACAUGUUCAUUAGUGCCAGUCACUCUCAUCCCGCUCUAUAUCAUACCAUCCUGCCCAGCAUGGGCUGAGGCUGGACGCACAUUACUCCCUGCUGAAACACAAAUGCCAGUCUCAGUGCCCCCCUGCAGAGAUAGAGGGAGACAGAGGGUGGAGGGGAGGGAGGUUGAGGAGUGGGACAGUAGGGGUCCUGUGUUUUUUUGUGUGUGGUUGUCAGAAAAGAAAGGAGAAAGAGAGAGGGAGAUGAGAUUUAUUGGAUUUGUUGCUAAUUGUGUUACUAUAAUUAAGUGGAGAACUCAGGCUAGAACUAGGAAUUAGAACCCUGUUGCUACCUGAAGCUCCAGGCUUAGUUCUGAUCAUAGAAAUAGAAUCCUAUUCUAUUUCUAUGGUUCUGAUUUGAUUUCUAUGGUUUUGAUUCUGACUCAUGUUCUGUCAGAGCUGACAUCACAGCAUUACAAUGUCAAUAAUCCCCUGGUUGUGACAUCGUUAAAAAGUGGCUUGAAAAACAUCGCAGGAUACUGGAAUCCCCAUAUGCCAAAUGACAGCUCUCAAAAUGUUCAUUAAAAUGAAUACAGCAAAGCACUUUUUACACCAGUAUGUGUUGACCACAGCAAUUGACGUUGCCAAUUUUGAGUUAACACUGUAGAUCCUACUAUUAAUUGUAUUUGCACAGUAUCAGAUGGAAUGGAAACCAAAUGAAUCACUAAGAUGCAGCAAUAAUUCAAUAAUUAAUUCAACUGACUCUUUUGUAGAGUGGCUCAGAGCUACCACCUAGUGGUCACUGAUAGUUUAAGGCACUUCUGAGAGAGUCUAUCGUAUUCAUUUGUUAGGUGCUUAUACUUGUCCUAUUGUGUACUUGUGAAUAGGAAAGGUAUCUUUUUGCAUAUUCCAACUCCCCCUGAAAUACCCGCAGAGAGUGGAGUCACAGUAUAAGGAUAUUACAGAUCAACAUGAUUCCCUGGUAGAUAUGUGUUCAGUUGAUAUGCCUGCUGUACUGUGAGGUGAGGUUGACUCUGGCCCAAACUAUACUGGUUAAGAUGGGGACUGGUGUGUGGCCUUACAAUCCCUCACUUUGCAAAGCCAUGUCUGUCAGUGUAGCUAGGGAUGUAUUUGUGUGCCACAGUUAGUUGUGCGUCUCUGUAGGCCCCGUUGGUUAGACCUUGUCUUGUACAGUGACAAGAGUUAGCAUGCUGGGACUUAUAUUAUACAAUCCUUGUUUUUUGGUGUUUGAUUAUAAUGUUAUGUUAACUAUGAUUCGUCGCUGUCCACUAAAGCUAUGUCAAACUAUAUAUCUCCAUCAGCGUAAUAUGCAUUUAACUUGUGUCACUUAACAUUUCCCUUUUGAGCAACAUAUUUCCCCUCAAACCGAGAAUGCUAAAUGUUUCGUACCAUGGGAUUUAGUUAGUGUUUAGAACAACAUAUGUGAAUAGAUAAAUUCAUGUAAAUGGUAUCUCAAUGAAGAUGUAUAAUGCAACUGAUGUGAUUUGAAUGUCCAUCCAUUGUAAUAUGAACAUCAACUGAAGAGCUUGUUACAGUAAUAUGCUAGAAUUUGGAGGUUCACUUUUUCUAUUUCUAUGUCAUGAUUGCAAACGAUACACAUAGUACAUACACAUAGUGUUCCUGUCAAAGAGGUUAUGCAUUUGUCAAUGUCCUGUUCUGUUAUUAUCAAAUGUACAGUAUUUCAACCAAGGACAGCUAACUAAUUUGAAUAACUUUAGUUUGCCAUAUUGGAUAUUCAUCAUUUUGAUUGUAUUUUAGCAGUUAUUACAUGUUUAUAGGCUACAGAAGGUGGGAGAAAACUCCAAACGUAUUUGUAUAGAUUGUGCAGUGAGUGUUAACUAUCGGGUGAUUUUAAAUGAGGAGAGAGCCCUUAGUAAUGCAAAAUGCAACAUGAAUGCUUAUAAAAGGAAUCUUUUUUUCACAUAUUAUGUCUAUGAAUUGACGGUUUGGUUCUUGUGUUGAGAUUCACACUGUCAGCCAAUGUCUUGAAACCCAUUCCAGUGGUUUUUGGCUUCACAUACCAUAAAGCUGUGAUUCAAUCCGAUCGCGGGUUAUAGGCAUUGCGGUUUUAAAAGGCGUUCACAAAGAUCCCAUUCACAGUAAACGCUGCAUACGUCGGCUCAAUGGAGAAUUGCCUUUCAAAUCUGCGAUGCCUAUCACCCUCGAUUGACUUCAAUCGCAGCCUAACUCGGCUUUAUGUGAACGCAUCAGGUUACAUUAAAGCUCUUCAAACAAA